CUUAGCGCCUGGCGCCUCCGCCUACUUCCUGGGUGACGACGUGGACCAAGGGGGGGUCUUCUGAAGCUGCCCACAGCAGGAGCCACAGCAGGAAAUACAGACAGGCCCCCUGCUGGACAUAGUUGUCAAUGGACAAUGUUAUCAGUUCAUGAUUGACACUGGCGCUACACAUUCACUUUUGAAUGCAGUAGUUCCAAAGAAACUGUGUGCUUCCUUUUUAAAGGUUGAAGGCUUUGCUGGGGUCACAAGGAUGUUACCUGUCACCAAACCACUUCCGGUUCAGAUUGCUGGACACUCGCUAAAGCAUCCCUUCGUGGUUGAUCAUCACACACCUUGCCUGCUCGGUAAUGAUCUGCUUUACAAACUGUACCCUGACAUCCAAUAUCGCACAGAAGGAACCUUCCUGGUGUUACCUGACGGCACUAUCACCAAGCUGCGACACCACUAUAAAGGCUCCUCCAUGUUUGUGCUCAUGCCUCAACCUGAGGUACCACAAAUGGCGGACAUCUACUGGACACGCCUCCUCCCGGAAACAAGUGAAGGACAAGGGCUGCUCCUGCUCUUCUAUCAGUGGAAGCCCUGGCUGACCGAGCUGCGUCCGUAUGUACCACCACCUGAUCCGCCACAUGUCACCUUAUAUUAUGAUCGCCAAUCUGAUGAAAGUUACCAAGAAGGUUUUGACACCAUAGCAGGGAAAGAGUGGCCUUUGGCCUACACUCACAUCUAUGCUGGAGCUCAGGGUGUGUCCGCCCAUGUCGAUUUCACUCCUCAACAGAAAAAAUGGUAUAAAAUGGACGCUACGGCAGUCCCACAUUGUUCUCUUGCUCUUUGUCCCGCCUACCAAGCCAAGGACUUGGGUCCAAUGACAAAACAGGGAGUAUCUGCCACUGAUUGGGUAGACACCCAAAUACCACACUUACAACAUUCUGACUCAGUUGAUAUGUUUCGUAUCUCCUGCUCUCAGACUGCUGACCUCGGGGUUCUACAACAUCUUCAGGUCGCUCGAGAGCAUGGGCAAGAACGAACAGACCAUCCUGAAGCUGCUGACAUGUUAAACACCCUCCCACUGACCGUUUGGUCUCAAGGUCCCACAGAUGUUGGUCUUGCUGUCAAUGCGUCCCCUGUCUCUGUCAAAAUUGACACCAGUAGUGUGGUACAUGUCAGACAAUACCCACAAAAACAACAAGCCAUAGAUGGCAUUACAGAUACCAUCUCAGGCCUUAAACAAUCUGGAGUAUUGGAACCCUCCAACUCUAAAUGGAACACACCUAUUUUGCCUGUUCCAAAAACUGGCACCUCUGUGUACCGGAUGGUACACGAUCUUAGGGCCGUUAAUGACGUCACAGUGACCCCUCCCAUACCUGUUCCUAACCCUUACACAGCACUCACCCAUCUGACCACUGCACACUGUUAUUUCUCUGUCAUUGACCUAGCGAAUGCUUUCUUUUGCAUCCCUAUCGCUGAAUGCAUCAAACAUGUCUUUGCUUUCACCUUUCAAGGUCAAAAGCUGCAGUACUCCCGCCUCCCACAAGGUUGGAAACUGUCGCCUGGCCUUUUCAACCAGCAAUUACGAGACGAUCUGGCCUCAGUGGAGCUUUUUGACGACACAUUUGUUGUCCAGUAUGUAGAUGACAUACUCAUCGCUGCUUCUUCUCCUACCUCAUGCCUGGCGGCCACCCUAGCUGUUCUUCAGCGUCUGGCCUCAACAGGAUACAAGGUCUCUCGUAAGAAAUUGCAGGUUGCCCGUUCCCUUGUUCAUUUCAUGGGGCGGGAGAUCUCCUCAACGGGGGUCUCCCUGUCCCCUGACCAUCGCCAGUCUAUCCUAUGUCAUCCUAAACCUUCUUCUGUCAAACAAUUACAGUCCUUCCUUGGAUUGGCUGGUUUCAGCCGCUCCUACAUUCCUUGUUUUUCCUUGAAAACAGCUCCUCUUCGUGCCCUCCUCCGCACUGCUGGAGUCCGCAACUCAAAUGCUGCCCUCCAGUGGACGGUUGAGGCCGAACAAGCUUUCAUUGACCUCAAGCAACAUUUGUCUUCUGCUUCUGCCCUUGCAGUACCAGACUACAAACUACCCUUCUACUUAGAUGUUUCUGAGAGUGAAGGUACUGCUAACGCUGUCCUUUUUCAGAAACCUGAAGGGGGAGGUAUAGGGGGAACGCGUUGCGUUUUAACCUACACCAGCAUUCUGCUUGACCUAUCUGAACUUCGACAUCACACAUGCUCGCAACAUGCUUCCACUUUGGCAAAACUGAUUGACAAAACGGCACACAUUGUCAUGGGACACCCACUUACAGUACUGACAAACCACACUGUCAUUGCAUAUGUAUCAUCACAUUUGUUUACCAUGACGCCACUCAAACAACGCAGACUCAUGAAAAUUUUGCAACAACCUCACAUAACUUUUACACACGAAGGAAUCAACAUGGCUGAUAACAUAAAUAGUGGAGAACUACAUCACUGUGAGGAGAGAGUUGCUUUGACUGAAAAGAUAAGACCAGACCUGUUGACCACACCCAUCCCAGGCUCCCACUGGCUGUUCACGGACGGCUGUUGUUUCAGACAUCCUCUAAAGGGAUUGCAGGCAGCUUGGUCAGUGGUACAGCAGUCCAGCUCAGGAGAAUGGGAGACCUUGGCCACCCAGACACUUGACGAACAGCUGUCGGCACAAAGAGCUGAACUUGUGGCUUUGACAGAAGCCCUAAAGCAAGGAAAAGACUACGAAGUGACUAUCUUUACAGACUCGGCUUAUGCCUUCAUGUCAGCUGUCAUUGACCUUCCUAAAUGGAAGAGAAAUGGCUUCCUGACUGCUGAAGGACAUCCGAUUAAAUACAAGACAGAAAUGGAAGCACUGGAAACAGCGCUGCUCCUACCUAAAAGGAUAGCUAUUGUCAAGUGCAAGGGACACAGUAAGGAAAAAGGGACAGUAACUGAUGGUAACAACUUUGCUGACUCCGUAGCUAAGCAAACUGCUGGCUAUGACAAGACUGGAAUUAUCAUGACUGCCACUGCCUGCCAGACAGAACUCCUACCUGCCCUGUCUGAUAAUGAAAUCAGAAAACAUCAGGAGCAGGCCUCACCACAAGAGAAAACUUUGUGGCUGAGAAGAGGCGCUAGACAAGACCCGACAGGUCUUUGGCGAGGGCCAAAUGGUCACCUGGCCUGGCCCCCAGGAAUUAGACAAAAAAUGCUCCGAUGGGCCCACGGUCCCGGACAUGUGGGGGCAAAGCAAACAAAAGCGAACUUGUCACUAUGGUGGCACCCCUAUUUGGAGAACAUUGUGGACAACCACGUCAGAUACUGCGAUAUCUGCCAGGACUUUAACCCCAGACCAACACUGAAACCAGAAAUGGGGACUUUCCCCAUUCCGGCACAAAAUGGUGAAGAAUGGACGAUCGAUUACACUGACAUGAUCAAUCCGGUACAAGGGAAAAGGUACUUGCUAACUUGCGUUGACAAUUACAGUGGAUGGCCGGAAGCAACUCCAACCUCAAAAGAGGAUGCAAAAUCAGUAAUUAAAUGGCUUGUUAAUGACCUAAUUCCCCGACAUGGUUUCCCCAAAAAGAUUAGGUCAGACAACGGCACCCAUUUCAAAAAUACUCACCUAGCCUUGGUCGAAAAGGCUCUCGGACUAGAACACAGGUUUGGUUCGGUGUACCAUCCUCAGUCCCAAGGUAAGGUCGAGAGAAUGAACCAAAACAUCAAGACAAAAUUGGCAAAAAUCUGUGCACAGACCAAAUUGAAGUGGGUUGACGCGUUACCAUUGGCUUUAAUGACCAUCCGAAUGUCCAUGAACAAAACUGGUUUUUCACCCUAUGAACUGCAUUCAGGUCAGCCCUUCCCAGGACCAGCUGCCUCCCUGGAAGGAAGAAUCAGCGUAAAACCAAAAUGGUACUUUGAACAAAUUCAGAAUUUGUGUAAUAAUUUCUCUGCACAGAUUCGUGGACAACAAUCCACUCCUCCAGGGACCCUCCCUCCCGUAGAGUGGGUCAAGCUCAAAGUCAUCAAACGCAAGUGGACGGAGCCCAGGUGGACUGGUCCCUUCAAGGUCGUGGAACGGACGUCUCACGCCCUUCGACUAGCUGGUAAAGGGGACACCUGGUACCACCUCUCCCUCUGCACUCCUGCUGAAGAACCUGAUAGAUCACCAGCGGAUGUCAUUGCUGACAUAGCCACAUCAUCUGCCCCACUCGACCCCCUAGCAGCGCCUUUUGAGCCUGAGGCAGCUGAAGAAGAACGGGAGCAGAAAACGACUCAUUUUUAGUGGGUCAUAGAAGAGCGAGGCUUUAAUUACACACACAUAAUCCUACAGCCCAGAAGACGACGCUGAGAGAGAGAUUUUCUACCUAUAUUACUCUUUUUAACUUCUAUAUUGUAUAUCCUUAUUUGAGACCAGCCUUUAUACUCGAAG
Entelurus aequoreus (snake pipefish) is the source of this 4405-nucleotide messenger RNA. RefSeq lists its product as uncharacterized. The record is from RefSeq and is a predicted model, not a curated record. NCBI's taxonomy places the organism in Eukaryota, Metazoa, Chordata, Actinopteri, Syngnathiformes, Syngnathidae. The transcript has 2 exons. Gene Ontology annotation, molecular function: nucleic acid binding; RNA-DNA hybrid ribonuclease activity. The coding region runs from base 149 to 4258 and encodes 1369 amino acids. Gene Ontology annotation, biological process: DNA integration.